GACAACGUGUUGAUGUUGAAUAUACUGUACAGAAAAAUACAGGCUUAUAUGGGAAUUUAUGUCUGAUCAGGCAUGUUUUGACAUCAUAGUUGCAGGCAAAGUGCUAAAGUUGUGUGUUAUGGAGAUAUCAGAAACAAUAUGCUCUUCUUAAUGAAGCUGAUAAUAAGGAUGUAAUUAGAAUCAGAGAGCACCUGUUUCAUAUUCAUUCUGAAAGCACAGUAGAGGGGAGAGGUUUACCAAUCUCUCUGUCAGACAGAUGAAGAGGAUACUUUAAUGGCACUAAAAGUGUAGUUGAUUCUGAUUAAAUUAAGCAGUUGGAAGAACAUUUACCUGUUUAUACACAGAAAAGUUAUGAAUCUAUUAAAGAAAACAAAUUUUCGGCUAAGAUGGGGAUUGAAAGAAUCUGACAGUUGAAAUAAUUCUUUGACUUGGAAAUCAUAUGUCUGUUGAAUAAAAAAGUCUUUAUCUUUCAGUAACUUAGAUAUUUCCAUUAAAUUUGUUGAUAAAUUCUCAGAUCUGGAUCUUAUAAAUUUACGCUUUUACAGUGGAGUGGGAUCUGUUUCUGACAUCACACAACCAUUUCCCGUAGCUGUUGUUUUUAUAUGUUUCAAUCUUGCUGCCGUUUGAUUGCUCCGUUUGAUUGCUCCGUGUACCUGUGUAUUCUGGGAAGGGGUGUCCGAGAGAGGGUGAUAAGUUAGAUCCUGUAUCAACUUUUAUCCUGCAGUAUUAACUCUUUAGAUGAAUCUUCCUCCAGAUUGAUCUGAAAAACUAUGUGAUGAUAGAUGAGAUUACAAGACUCUAUCAAUGGUUAAAGUUAUAUAUGGCAGCAGCAGUUAUUCCUGAUUCUGAAAUACAACUUUACUGAGAAGAGAAUCAUUUUGUGACUUGAAAAACAGAAUUGGUGCUCAAAGAUUUCAAAAACAGAUUUUUGAGAAAUUCUUAUGGAUUAUAAUUAAAAAAAGAAGAUAUUAUUGGAAGCCUACUGUUCAGAAGGUGUUGCAUGGUUAUCUUUUAGGAGUUUGGAUUAUACAUUUAAAGAUAGCAUCGAUUAUCAUGGCCUUUAUCUUUGGGGGAGAGAAAUAUGGAUGAUGGUAUUGCACAGCUACAGAGUUGGUGUUUAUAUUACUACCUGACUACACACUCGGUGAAAAAGAGAAUAUCUUAUGCACCUUUGUAGACUCAUUAUGUAAGAGCCAGACAGCAGGAGAAACCAAUUCAAUCUGUUGUUUUUGCUAAAGGAUACUGAUAUAUUUUUGUGGGGGAUUAUUAUCUCUGGAAUUUGGUGUGUGCAUAUUUCUCUGUUAUACUCCAAACAUUUCCAAUGAAAAUCAUGUCCUGGAUGUCCUCUUUUGUUUCUGGUACAGAUGCCACCAGAAACCGACCCCCCACUCCAGAUUUUCCUGUGGUGUUACCGCCAAACAUAUCUGGACCAAGUAAUCUUUCCAUCCAACAAAAUGACCGGCAGCAUGUUUCAGCACCAAGCACACCCACAGAGACCAACUCCCUGACUAGACAGAACUCCCUCCCACCUACCCAGGGACAUGGACCAAAUGCCAUUUCUGUCAACAGACAGAACACAAUACCAAGAACCAGCCAAAGACCAGUACUGCAGAAUGGCAUCAUCAGAGUUCGUGGAAGAUCCUCCACCCCAGAUAGAGUGUCCCCAGGAAUUCCUCCCACCCCAGUCACUCCACCUCCUGGAUAUGCCCCAUCACACAUCAUGCAGGUAGUACCACCCUCCCCACGGGCAGUUAGGAGAGGGAUUAAGGUUCUGCCUGGAAGCCCAGGGGUAGGGAGACGCCCCCCUACACCUGAUGAGUCUGUCAUACAGGACCUUUCGUGGCUUGAGCAUCACUCAGUGUGGACAGACAGGCAAGAUUACAAAAAGGAACAGCCCAUCUUCACAACGAAGGCACAUGUAUUCCAGAUUGAUCCAGACACCAAGAAGAACUGGAUCCCAGCAAGUAAGAGUGCUGCCAGUGUUUCGUACUACUAUGACACGACACGGAAUACUUAUCGCAUCAUCAGUGUGGAUGGAUCUAAGGCCAUCGUCAACAGCACCAUCACCCCGGGGAUGACCUUUACCAAGACGUCACAAAAGUUUGGCCAAUGGUCGGACCCCAGGGCUAACACCGUGUACGGUCUGGGAUUUCCCUCCGAGCAAGAGCUACAGAAGUUUAUUGAAAAAUUCAAGGAAGUGAAGGAGAUGACACGUCAGGUGGUCAGCCAGACUCCUCCCACUCCCCCAACAGCCAAUCAGAACUCUACCUCACAGGUGAACGGGAAUGAGGAGUCACACCCCUCCUCCUCCUCCAAGCACGCAAAUUCCUCUCAACCAAGACAAUUCUUGCAUCACAGAAGCUCUAGUUUGUCUGCCAUGCAGGGCACAGAGACAUCUAAACAGGAUGUCAAUCUGAGAGAGAGGAGGAAUUCUUUCAAUACCCCAGGCUCUCCGAACAACAGUUCUAACAAUGCCUCAGAGAGUCAACUCAAAUACGAAAAUGAUCGACUUAAGUUAGCAUUAGCACAAAGUUCUACUAAUGCCAAGAAAUGGGAGGUAGAGUUACAGACCCUGAAGAACAACAAUGCUCGACUGACGGCAGCACUUCAGGAGAGCACCACCAAUGUGGAGGAGUGGAAAAAACAACUGGCUGCUUACAAGGAAGAGAGUGCCAAAAUGAAGAAAAAGAUUGUAGAAUUAGAGAAGAGACAAAGUGGGUCAGAACAGGUGGCCGCCUUACAGACUGAGUUACAGCAGCUCACAGAGAGGUUAGAGAGAGUUCAACUGGAUAACCAGGACAAACAAGAUGAAAUUAACCAACUUAGUCUUCGACUUAGCGAGCUAUCAGCCAGAGAAACACAAAGUUCUACAAUGCAAAAUAGAUGCAAGAAAUUAGAAGAAGAGAAUGAGCAUUUAUCAUUGAAGCUGGAAGAUCUUCAGAGACAACUGACAGAGAGAAACAUGUCACAUGAUCAAGAAAGUUCUGAGUUGCUUCGUCUGGAAGAUCAACUCGGCAGUAAAGUGACAGAACUGUAUGAAAUCCACGAGCAAAUUGUUUCACUUAUACGAAAGGAAUCUCACAGCUGAUAGCUGGUUGUCUCUCUUAGUCAUAAUCCAUUAAGAAUUGACAAAGAUUUUACUUUUAUCCAAGAGUAAAUGCUCCUCCACAUGUAUUUCAGUGAUAUUGACCAAAGGAGCUUGUUUUGUGGGAAUGUAUAUUUUUAAUGUGGGAAUGAACAGAAGAUCUGAGUUAUGUUUCUUUGUUUUGACUUUUCUUUCGAGAAGAUAUUUUUGUUGAAAACUGGUAUGAAGUUUUCCUUUUGUUGUAUGUUUACAAUCAAGUUUGUGCCGUGUAAUUAAGACUGCACAGAAUCUAAAGCAUAGUCUUAUCUUCCUGUAAAUUAUUUAACAUUUUAUAUAAAUAACCUUUAUAAUCCAAUUCAAUUUUUUAUUAAAAGAUCUAUAUGAAAUGUUGUUAUAGAUUGAAAUGUUUGAAUCUUUUACUUGUGUGUUUUUAUCAAAUCAUUUGGUUUUUAAUAUUUGCCAUGUGUAUAAAAGGCUUUUUUCUUGGCAAGCUAAGCAGUUGUGUGUUGUUAGAUGCUUCAGUGUUUGUAUGGUUGUGUUGUAUUCUGUAUUGCCGCAUUGUAUAUUAAGGGCAGCAGUGCAAGUUAUUUUGUAUUUUUUUUUCUCUUAUCCAGCCAAAUUUUAACCAGUGUUGUGAGACUUAAGAUUUAUGGAAUUUUUGACAGGAAAUCACUGAUUUCCCCAGGUGCUUGCUUAUAUGCAUUAUCUGUAAUUGUCCAUUACAAUAAUAUAAGGAUCUGGUUGUUGUGUUCUUUGUUUUCUGGAUCUGUUCAACAUUAUAUAAUUCUGAACAAUUAUAGAGAUUCCACUAUUUCUUUUUAAUAUAUGUACUUAAAGUUAUUGUUGUCUUCUCAUUUUCAGAAAACUGAUUAAUUUAUCAUACUGCAUUAUCAGGACAGAGAGAAAAAAUGCUAUGCAAGUCACUCGAUUAAUAUACUGAUAUUUUGGUAUCAUUAACCAACAUUAGUGCCUUCUUUCUGCUAUCAAUACCUUUUUAACAUUGAAUCACUUAAUUGUUAAAUGUCAACAUUUUUCACGUUUUCAAUCCGUCCAAAAAAAGAACGGUGGCUUGCUGAUGAGGGUGAAGGGUUUAUAUAGAAUUAUUUAAAUAAUGAAUACUGUAUACGAGUGUCGAGAGCUGUGCUAAUUAACAGUUUGUUCACUGUUGUAGUUCUGUAUCAUUCAAACCAAAUUUUAAUGUUAGAUGGAAAUUCAUUGUACUCCUCUGAAAUGCACUUUUGUACAGUGUUCUGUAAAAUGUCUUUUGCUGGAACCGUUGUCAUAGUGUUUGAAUUGGUCUCGACAUUUUGUGAGCAUUAACUACAGGCUUGUAAACACAUAUCACACAUUUAAAUUGUAUCAACUAUAUGUGCUUGUUAUAAUCCUAGGUAAAAUGAUACAUCAUUUUAUGCAUAACUGUUCAUUUGAUAGGUUAACUAGUGAAAACCAAAGAUAACAGUACAUAAAAAAUACCUGUUGAUAUUAAUACUUUCUAGACAAAAUAUGUAAAGUAGUUCUUGAUCAAUCAAGGGAGUGGUCAUUGUACUCAGGGAGAAUUAAGGAAGUUCAAAUAAACCGGAUACAGUAUUGCAUGACAAUGCUACUGUAAAAUGAACAAGGAUAUUUGAAUUAUUUAACUGGAAAUUGCCUUCAAAAAUUUUUGAAGGUUUGAUUAAAAAGCCUGUGACCUUAAAUUUUUACCUAAUGUCAGCUUUCAAGGUUAUGUAUUUUGUUGCCUUGUUAAUUGUCAUUAUUUCAUUAAAAAGUUGUUUUACUUAUUAAUUGCCCAUCAUCCUAAUGUAUGCAAUAUUUAUAUACACAUGUACUAUAUGAAAUAUAUACUCAUUAAUGAAAUGAAUAAAAUAAAGUAAAAUCCACAA
This is a messenger RNA of Saccostrea echinata, 4965 nucleotides long. Its product is annotated as homer protein homolog 2-like. The record is from RefSeq and is a predicted model, not a curated record. Gene Ontology annotation, cellular component: plasma membrane; cytoplasm. Gene Ontology annotation, biological process: G protein-coupled glutamate receptor signaling pathway; regulation of store-operated calcium entry. NCBI's taxonomy places the organism in Eukaryota, Metazoa, Mollusca, Bivalvia, Ostreida, Ostreidae. Gene Ontology annotation, molecular function: G protein-coupled glutamate receptor binding. The transcript is spliced from 9 exons. The coding region runs from base 1322 to 3088 and encodes 588 amino acids.